Messenger RNA from Epithele typhae, 657 nucleotides. RefSeq lists its product as uncharacterized. The transcript is spliced from 2 exons. Lineage: Eukaryota; Fungi; Basidiomycota; Agaricomycetes; Polyporales; Epitheliaceae. The record is from RefSeq and is a predicted model, not a curated record. The annotation marks the transcript as partial.
UGGCACCAGGCAGCCAAGUUGCUGUACAAGCGGGAUAACAAGAAGAUCAAGGCUUGGCAAGACGAGCUGGACGGCUUUCUCAAUUUUUCAUCCCUCUUCUCUGCCGUCGUCACGUUCUUCCUCACUUUCACAUAUGCGGACCUUCUUUCCGACGACUCCGGUCAAAUGGUUCAACUUCUCUUCCAAAUAUCUCAGCAGCUGGCUGCACACGAGGCCGGAACCCCAUUCCCGCUCCCACCUCCGAACUCUACACCCUUUGUACCCCAAGCCUCGGCCGUCGUGCUCAACUCGCUCCUCAUGGUCUCUCUCGUCUGCAGCCUCAUCGCCUCCGGCAAGUCGCUCUGGCUCAAGGAGUGGCUGCGGGAGUACAAGCUCGACCUCCCGCGCCGGCCGCGCGAGCUCCUCCGUGUGCGCCAGCACCGGCACCACGGCCUCAGCACGUGGCGGAUGCAGACCCUCAUCUCGCUCGUCUCCUUCCUCCUUCAGCUCUCCGUCGCCCUCUUCGCCGCCGCGCUCGUCCUCAUCGUCUGGCCCAUCCCUUCGCCCCCGUUCCGGAUCCUCAUCACGGCCAUCGCCCUCCUCUGGAUCUCGACCACGCUCGUCGCCACGGCGUGCGCGCUGGUGUCGACGCACUGCCCGUUCAAGAGCCCGCUCGCG